AUCCUACAGCCAAUAUCCUCCCGCCCCCCACCCACAAACGAAAUCCCUCCACGGCGCCGAGAGCCACCAUACUCCGACUGCUUCUCCCGCCCUGCGCCCCAGCAUUGCUACGAGAGUGACCGUAGACGAGAAUCCGCUGGCCAACGAAACGGCGUCUCCCUCGGGUCCAGAUUGCCGCCAGCAGCCCACGUCGAAGAGGGGCCCCACGACGCCUCUCCCUCCCGCCCGCCAAACGGAAACCCGCCUGCCUCACCAUUCCGUAAUCGCGCUGGGAAAACAAGCCGUGCUUAUCGUAGAGCUUACCCCCGGAGAGACGGUGACGUCGAAUACGUAGCCGCCUGGGACCUGUGGUCGCUCGCAGCCGCACCUCGCACAUGACUCCAUUCGCUGUCGCGUCAUAGCCUCCCCGCAACAAUGCCCGCCAGCAACAGACAUCAACAGCCCGCCACUCCGGGACCUGCCCUCCCCGUCCCGAAGGCCACGGCAAAGUACACGAACAAGGAUGGGACCAAGUAUAUAUCCGUCCCUAAAUCAUCCACGUCGACGCCGCCGGCCCAGCCGUCGCCGACUACCACCUCGUCCUCGAGGGGCGGUGCCCCGAUGAACCCCCCGGCCGCUGCCAACGGACCCCCGGCGCAACCGGUGAAUCGCAAGAAGCAGAAGCGUCGGGCAAAAGCUGCCGCGAAGGCCGCCGCCGAACAGGCCGAGGCCGCCGCCAACGGACUCCCCAGUCCAGCCUCCACCAGCAGCACACCCUUGCCAGCGUCGUCAGAGUCCCCGCCCAAGGACGUGCACCACUCCCGACAUAGCAUCCCGAGCGAGAGCCACCACGCCUCCCACGACCACGCCCACAAUGGCGAAGACUGGGGCGAGGAGACGGAGAGCGACGACGGGCACGCGAACGGAUCUGCGCCGAAGUCGAAAAAGCCCAAGAAGAAGAAGAAGCGAGGCGCGGUCGAGGAGCCCGCAGACGCCAUCUCAUCGGGAAUUUCCAAGGAGAAGAUAUGGAAUACGUCCCCCCCGGAUGAGCGAGAGCGCAUCAAGCAGUUCUGGCUAGGUCUGGGCGAGGACGAGCGAAAAUCCCUGGUUAAGGUGGAGAAGGACGCCGUUCUGAAGAAGAUGAAGGAACAGCAGAAGCACACCUGCAGUUGCUCCGUGUGCGGACGCAAGCGGACGGCCAUCGAGGAGGAGCUGGAAGGCCUGUACGACGCCUACUACCAGGAGCUGGAGUCCUUCGCGAAUCAGCCCCACGGCCACCCGAACGCGCCCCCCAUGUUCGCUCCGAAGCGGUUCGGCGCCCUGACCGGCCUACACCCUCCCGGAGCUCUGCCGUCUCGAUACUCGAAUCACCACCCUUCACACGGCCGCAUAGUGGAACACGUGGAUAAUGACGAAGACGAAGAGGAGGACUAUAGCGACGUGGACAAUCUGGACGAAGACGAGGACGAGGACGAGCCGGAGGAAAUCCCUCGCGACUCAUACCCCAACGACUUCUUCAACUUCGGUCAGAGUCUCACCGUAAAGGGCGGCAUUCUUACUGUGGCAGACGACCUCUUAAAGAACGACGGCAAGAAAUUCAUCGAGAUGAUGGAGCAGCUAGCCGAACGACGGAUGGCACGCGAAGAGGACGCGAAGGAUCAUUACGCGGGAGGAUACGGCCACGGCAUGAACGGCGCCCCUAUGUCGAACUCUCACAACCACCCACCUGUCGAGGACGACGAGCUCGAGGAGGAGGAGGAAGACGAGGACGACUACGAUAGCCAGGACGAAGACUAUGACGAGGAAGAGGACACGAUGACGGAGGAGCAGCGGAUGGAAGAGGGCCGCAGGAUGUUCCAAAUAUUCGCCGCGCGCAUGUUUGAGCAAAGAGUACUGACCGCGUAUCGAGAGAAGGUCGCUAGGGAACGGCAAGAGAAACUUCUAGAAGAGCUCGAGCAGGAAGAGACGCAAGAAUCGCAGCGCAAGGCCAAGAAGGCCAAGGAGGCCCAAAAACGAAAGGACAAAGCCGCCCAGAAGAAGCAGGCCCAACUCGAGGAGAAGGCGAAGCGCGACGCUGCCAAGGCGGCGGAAGAGGCGGCCCGCCUAGCGGAGGAGGCGAGAAGGCAAGAAGAAGCCAGGCUCAAGGCCGAGGAAAAGCGCAAGAAGAGGGAUGCGCAGAAAAAAGCAGAGGAAGAAGAGCGCCAAAGAAAAGAGCAGGAACGGCAACGGCGUGCGCUCGAGCAGAAGGAGAAGCAAGCGGAGCAGGAACGGAAAGCUCGAGAAGUGAGGGAACGCGAGAAGAAGCAGAAAGAGGAGCAGCGGCGCAAAGAGCAAGAGGCUCGCGAGCUCAAGGAGCGCGAGACUCGGGAGAGGAGAGAGAAGCACGAGAAGGACAAGAGAGACAAGGAGCUGAGAGCCGCUCAGGCCAAGGCCGAACGUGACGCCAAGGAGAAGUCGAAACAGGAAGAAAAGGCGGCGGCGAAAGUCGCGCCACCAGCCGCUCCGAUCCCGACGCAGCCAGCGAAGAAGCAACACCCCGUCUCGAUACCUGUACUCCCUCACCAGCCGCCGACGAGCCAUCCGUCACCCCAGAUCGCCGUUGCGACCCCUGCCCUCCCCAAGGCCCCCACGCCUAUAAAACCUCGGUCCGUCUCUCAGGAGGUAGCAAAGUCGGCUUCCCAAGCCUCUCACACCGCUUCCGGCCCAAGUCAAGAUGCCUCGCCGCCCGCCUUCACCCCGCAGCAUACAAGCCCCGGACCCAUCGGCCCGCCGAGGAAGAUGUCGUCUGCCGGCCCGUCGAGCUUGACUCCGUUAAUGCAUCCGGUAUCGCCCCUACACCCGGCCAUCAAGGGCCCUCCCGGGUCGCAGCCGGGACUGCCCAAUAUGGGGGCCUCCCCUGGGGGUAUGCAGUUUUCUCCCGGAAUGGCGCCUCCGGUGGGGCCAGGUUUCGGUCGAAUGCACGAUGCCAUGUUCCAACCCAUCCAUAUGAGUUUCCGUCCCAUAGGCAUGCCGUUACCUCCGCCGGGCCUGAAUCCCAUGGGCGGCAACCGGCCCUUUCCCAUACCGCACGCGCCACCCGGAUUCCACCAGUCAGGAGACCAACCCGUACCCGGCAUCCAUCACCAAGGCUUCUCCCCCGACAGUGCGCCAGGACGGCCAUCGUCACACUCACGUCAAGCUUCCGCGUCGUUCGACGCGAAUACCCUAGACAUGAAAGGGCUCAACAGCACGUCUCAGCCGAUCAGCAGGCCGACACCCAUAGGCAGGCCUGCCAGCGUCGUCCACGGACAGAGGGGUCCCGAUCCAGCGGCGGAUAUCGACGACGUGAGUAAUCAUCUCGGUAGUAGCGCGCUACUGGACGAUUCAGACGAGCCCUUUGGGAACGUCGGGUCUCCCCGGAGAGGCACUGCCGCUCCGGGCACGCGGCCGUCAUUCCCAGGCGCACCGUUCAUGGACCCGGUCUUCGGCUCGCCCCUGGCCGCCCCAUGGGGCGCUCCUAAUGUCUUCCCUCCUCCACCCGGCUUCGGUAACGCGCCGUGGCCCCCGAACCCUACCUUUGGUGGCCCUCCUGCCGCGAUGCGGGUCUCCCAACCCAGGCCGGUCGCCGUCCGUCAGAUGCUCGUCCGGGCCUGCAAGGACUUGGAAAGCCGGGGCGCAAAUUUCAACGGAUAUAUAGAUCUACCCGCGAUCAAGGGCCACGUAGAUGCUAUGAACCCCCCUGCGGCGGAGCCGGUUAGCGAGAAGGAAUUGCUAGACAUGUGCGAAACCGAGGGCAACGGCCAGAACGGCGGGGGAAGCUUCGAGGUCCGACGUGACGAACACGGGACACUCUUUAUCCGGUUCGAGGCAGGCAGAGGACUGGCUCCGGCCGCAUUUCCGCGAAGCGUGGGAGCCCCCGGCGAAAUCGGCAGUCCGGUCGUAGGAGCCGGCUCGCCUAAUAAUUACGGCACCGCAUCCUAGGCGGAUCAGGAUCUCGCCGCUCCAGCCGACGGUGCCGCCGUUCCUGCGGGCGAAGUCAUGGGCGCCAAUCGUGCAGUGCGCGCGAAGUGGGCGAGCACGAAGGGGUUCCUCCAAUAUCUCUCGGAUCUGGCAGACCGCGGAGUAGAGAAGAAGAAGAAGGGGGAGGAUCGUAGAGAUUCUCUCUCUUUUUUUACUGAGCCAGAAGUCUGGCUUGCCAACAACAUGUUAAUGUACCAUGCGCGCCGUGCUGGGUGAGCAUGCACGGUCAAACCAUCCCCUUGUAACCAGUAGGGAGCAAUAUCAGCUCUUGGGCAGUUGAAAUACGGAGUAUUACCUCUAUAUGCAAAUUUUUUUUUUUCAAUCGCGUGAGAGCAGGCGAAGAAGAAGAAGAAGAAGAAGAAGGAAUGGCAACAACGUAGGGACAAGAUGCGUCGUCCUCUCUCUCUCUCUCUCUCUCUCUC
Durotheca rogersii is the source of this 4400-nucleotide messenger RNA. RefSeq lists its product as uncharacterized. The record is from RefSeq and is a predicted model, not a curated record. Lineage: Eukaryota; Fungi; Ascomycota; Sordariomycetes; Xylariales; Xylariaceae. The coding region runs from base 415 to 3939 and encodes 1174 amino acids. The transcript is spliced from 3 exons.